AUCGAGAGAGUGAGUGAUUUUUUUUCUAUUCACUUUUGGGAUCAACUGACGAUGUCUGGAAAUCACUCUGUGAGUGUGGCUUCUGGACAGAUAAGUUGCCAUCGCAUUGCUGUAUUGGACGUUGAACAGCAUGGACAUGGAGGAUUUCUUCGUGACGGGCUUCCAUCAGUUCUACACGGAAUUUCAGGAUGUUCCCCCAUCGGAGGAUGAGGAUUUGGGCAUGUGGGAUGAUCCACUCUUCACUCCCAUUUCCUACUCACCUCCGCAAACAACCCUACCUGCCCAGGUGCCCGAAGAGACGACGACCUACCUCACUCUGGAGUCCACCGUUCAGACUCAUCAGGAUAUCUUCAGCUCCUGGGGUAGUGGUGACACCUGUCGCUUUGAUUGGGAAUUGAAUCUGGAGCAACUUCUCAUGGAGGACUCCUCACCACUGGAAACACUGCCCGAGAAGACUCCCCUCUGUUCUGAUUCGUGCAAUCUCUUCCUCAAAGAAAGUUCAGAAAAUCUCAAACUGGCCACUGCAACACGGCAGGAAGUGAAGCUCUUCCCAUGCACUUUUGCCACCUGCGGAAAAUCCUACGCAAAAGCAGCUCACCUGAAAGCCCAUCUACGGCGGCACAUGGGCGACAAACCCUACGCCUGUGUCUGGCCCAACUGUUCUUGGCGCUUCUCACGCUCAGAUGAGCUUGCGCGCCACAAGAGGAGCCAUUCAGGUGUGAAACCCUACCACUGUGACUACUGCACCAAAUCCUUCGCACGAAGUGAUCACCUGGCCAAGCACAGGCGUGUGCACGAACGGAAGAUCCUCUCUGGGAAGGUGAAAGGAGUCUGGAGGGCACUACCACCUGCUAAACCCGGUAGGAAGCCCAAAAAACAACCCCCGGAAAAUAUCUUCCUGUGAUCCUGUGACCCUCGGCGUGUCAGUGAUUUUUUAAGUUUUAAUUUUAAUUUUUGAAAGUGAAAUAAAAUCAAUAAAAUUGAUCGGAUAAUUUGUGUUUUAUGCAGGAGUUUUGAGGACUAUGUAGACAGGGAAUGAUUCUUGAUUGUUAGAAAGAAGCACAACAGCUUUCUUUUGAAAUAUUUAUCCCUGUGGGUGAGAUGGGUGAGAUAUGAACCA
This is a messenger RNA of Lutzomyia longipalpis, 1120 nucleotides long. It is a transcript of the gene Klf15, whose product is annotated as Kruppel-like factor 3. The record is from RefSeq and is a predicted model, not a curated record. NCBI's taxonomy places the organism in Eukaryota, Metazoa, Arthropoda, Insecta, Diptera, Psychodidae. Gene Ontology annotation, molecular function: DNA-binding transcription factor activity, RNA polymerase II-specific; RNA polymerase II cis-regulatory region sequence-specific DNA binding. Gene Ontology annotation, biological process: regulation of transcription by RNA polymerase II. The coding region runs from base 131 to 904 and encodes 257 amino acids. The transcript has a single exon.